This is a messenger RNA of Nakaseomyces glabratus, 2931 nucleotides long. It is a transcript of the gene BNI4, whose product is annotated as Bni4p. The record is from RefSeq and is a predicted model, not a curated record. Lineage: Eukaryota; Fungi; Ascomycota; Saccharomycetes; Saccharomycetales; Saccharomycetaceae.
AUGUCACAAGGCCAAAUGAGAUCAAAAAAUGAUCUCUUAAACAGCACAUUCUAUUCAUCUACAUCGAUAAAUACUAUGGACCAUGCUAAGACAUUUAGAAACUCAUUGAUUCUGAAUGUUUUAUCUGACAACAGUAUUGCUAACUCUACUGAUAAAGAUGAAGGUAAUUACUCUACAAUAGCGGAUGAUGGAGGUGAUGUAACGUAUGUUGAAGAUAAUGAAAGUGACAUCGCAGUCAAGCGAGAUGAGGAUAGUAAUUCAUCUACACUCUCUAACAAUGAGUCUCAGCCUAACAGAUCUAACUUAUUGAAAAAAAACGAAAUACAAACCAUAAAUAUGACUACAUCACCAUCUUUAAGUGCAUUAGCAAAUAUACUUCAAGAGAAAUCAAAAAAUGCUGAUAAGAAGAUGAGAAAUAGCGGACUACUGAACAUAUCGGAAGAUAACGAAGUAGUAGAAAAUAACUAUACUAAUAUUACAAAUUCUAAAACAGUUGGCAACAGUUUGCAACAAAAACCACAGAUAGACCUGAUAAACUCUCCUAAUUUGAUAGAUAUUGAUGGUUCACAAACAGUUAAUUAUACACAAAUUAACUCCAAUGAUUAUGACCAACCUGAUUUUUUAACUACACCUAAAAUCCAGCCUGAUUUAGGCAAUAAACCUACUUAUGCAUCUAAUCUAGAUUGUAUACAAGAGAGCCCUGUCCAGGAAACAUCUAAUUUGAAACAGUUUGAGCAUGUUGAGAUUCAAUCAAUGCCCAAACAGUCCCGUUCGGCAUCUCUACCAAAACUCGAACCAGUUUCUGCAGAACAGUCUACAAUCACAAAUUUGAAAAUAGUGGAAGCACAACCUCAAAUUCAUGUACAACCUAUAAGCGAAUCAGAGGUUAAACAAGAAUCACAAAAUGAUGGGGGACAUUUACUAGAAAAACACAGGGAUAAUCACAAUGGUGACGAUUCCAAUACCAAUUUUGCUAAUAAUGGAAAUAAAUACCCGCUAACAGAGAAUAGAAACUUCUCAACCACUUCCCUUCCCUAUACUACAAUACAUUCCGCUGGCCAACCUAUCAAAAGAUCUGUAACAAAUGAACAAAUAAAGAACAAUCUUUUACGGAAGGGGCCAAGGGUUGACCCCAAAACUAGAGCGACGAGAACUGUAUCGACAGGCCCUGUACUAGAACAAAUAUCUGACUACAAAGAAAAGAAAGGUUUCUUCUCGUUUUUGAAAAGAAAGAAUAAAAGUAGCAGCGCUAGCGGUGAUAAGAGGAAAAAUAAUAACAAAACAGUACAUCAGCAAGAAAAUAAGCGUGCUUUUUCAAACAGCAACAAUUCUGUUGUUAGCUCACCUAAUGAUGUGAAUUCGGGGAGAAAAAAGGAGCCUAUUAAAUCACAAAGCAGUAAUACAUUAUUUAGCAAUUUCAGGAAGAAGAAGAGUGAAAGGAACCAAAUUAGCAAUGAUUUCGAUAAUAACGAAUUGAACAUUUCCAAGACUCGCAUAGUGCAUGCAGAAACAGAGAGUCAGAGCCUACUAAAAGAUGGAUCUCAUUUCACUGGUACCGAAUCAGAAGUGAAUAUCAGAAAACCUACACCGCUAAACAUAGACUUACAGAUUAAAAAUGAUCCAGAGCUAAUUGAGAGUACAACUAGACAAAAUGAUGAAAAGAACGACAAUAUCAGUGAAUAUCGCGAGUCCCCUGCAUUCAGCUUGCCUAGACCCGAUGCUGGUGAGGCACUGUUUCCAAAGUUUCUAAACUCCUUUGAAGUUGAUUCAAUUGUCUCAUUAGAGCGUACGAGAUCCAUGAAAUCAAAUAAAAGGAGUUCUAUAACAUCACACAGACGCUCUCUGACAGAUACUCUAUCCAUAAAUGCACAAAAUGAAGGGAUGUUCAUUAAAGAAGUUGGCCCAAUGGUAAUUUCUACUCCUGAUCUAACCAAAUCCCCAGCCAGUAGCAUUCUUCGAAAUGGUAUGUUUGAACCUCCUACUAUUUCUUCUACUAUUGAAUCUUCUCCACAACCUGCUGGUGUUGUUGAACUUGACCAUUCACAUGAUGACUAUGGUAGAACUCAAUAUGAAUAUGAGGAAGAGCAGUAUGAUACCAAUGCUUUCAAUGUGGAAAAUAUGGAAGCUCAAUUCAAUCAACUAAUUUCGACAGAUGACACUAUUACUAAUAGAGAACCUAUACCAAAUUUGACUAAGAAGGAGGAUUUAAUAUAUGAGGAGGAUGAACAAUUAAUAACUGAUAUUAUGGAUUUUGCGAACAUAAUUGAUUUUGGUGACGAACUAGAUGUAGGAUUAGGUAUCAAUUAUAAUAGUCAGGAACUGUUACCAAACAACAAUAAACUGGUGGAGAGCAUGUAUGAUCAAGGAACAGAAAAAGAAACUACACAACAAAUUGAAACUAGAGCAGCUGAACAGAAGAGCUCACUUACUGAAGAAAAUGAAGAUGUCUUUAAAUACAAGAUUCCACAAGACAGAAUUGAAACUUCGUUACCUUCACCACCUGCUAGCACUCCUGGAAACUAUCAAGUUCUUGACAAUAAGGUUAUUGAUCCUAAUGAAUUUGAGAACGAGGACUUCAAUGAAAUUGAUGACAGUCAACUAGAAUAUGAGCAAAACUUACAUCAAAUUGAUGAAAAUUGGGCGACCAAAUUAAGAAAGUAUGAAGGACUAGGCUUACAGGAGCCUGCUUUGAAUCUUCUUCAAAUACCAGAGACUGGCUCUCAUGGAAUCCCUCAGCUGAAAGUAUGCUUCUCUUCCGAGAUAUUACUUUUUGAGACUUAUGGAGAAGAAGAGUAUGACAGACGCCCAGAUAUUGCAACCUGUAACCAAUUAACACCACAAUUGGCUCAAAUGAUUAAAGCUGAACUCAAUGAAAUAAAAGAUGAGAUGGAAAUUCAUGAAGAAUCUAAAUGUUAUACCCACUACUAUUGA